AUGCACUUGGGCCCUCCGCCUACACUGCCGGGAAGGGGUGAUACCGUGCUAGUCAGAUUAGACCCGCGGUGUCGGCAGGAGGCAGCAGGUCUCGCUCGUCGGGAGAACGACGCGACGACUCGUUGCUAUGGGCGUGACCUCGAGACUCCUCCAGGUGGCGCUACAGAUGGCGGUACUCGCGCUGUCGCCCUCUGUGACUGCUGGAACACUGGCCGACGAGAGGGAUUUGGAUUUCCUCGCGACAGCUUUGCGCCAGAAAACGUCUUCGCUCUCAGUCUUCAACCGAAGAGAAUGGGAUCAGCUGUUCUGGGCUCCCAUCAUAGAAAACGGAGGUUUUCGUCCCAAGACUAAUAAUCUUGUCAUAUUUGGGGUAACUGAUUUUAUGUAUAUGAGACAGUUGAUAUGUCAAGUUCACAUCUUUAUUAUUUCAGUUUGUUUUGAAUCACUGGAUGCAAUAUUACAUGCGUCAAAAAUCAUAUGAGUAUAUGAAAAAUAGGUACUGCACAGGCAAGCACAGCGCAAUAUGUGAUAUUAUAUAGAAUAAGCAUUAAACCGUAUAAGUAAAAACGAAUUAUUUAUAUCUGAUUGAACUUGUAAAUACUGAUGUAUUGAAAAUAUAUACUUUU
This is a messenger RNA of Penaeus vannamei (Pacific white shrimp), 626 nucleotides long. The record is from RefSeq and is a predicted model, not a curated record. NCBI's taxonomy places the organism in Eukaryota, Metazoa, Arthropoda, Malacostraca, Decapoda, Penaeidae.